AUGACCCUUACUCGCGAGCAGCAGAUCAAGGAAUACGGCUGGAUUGCGCUUUCCUGCGACCCAAAAGUCUGGGGUGGCACGAAGUCAUUCAACAAGGAGCCUGUUCCUCAGCUCUGCAAAGAUGUCCCUCUACCUAACACCCCCCUUGUAAAUGCUGCUAUGGAGUAUGUUAGGAAGGAACUUCCUGACUACACCUUUAACCACAGCAUGCGUGUCUUCUACUAUGGCAUGGCCAUCACAUCUCAGCAAUUUCCUAAAUGGGAAUUCAGUACCGAGACAUGGCUUCUGACUUGCCUCUUCCACGACAUUGGAACUAUCGACAAGCACACUCACGGCACCCUUAUGUCUUUUGAGUUUUACGGUGGUUUCCUUGCUUUGCAGAAGUUAAAGGAGCUCAACGGACCUAUUGCCCAGGCCGAGAGUGUCAGCGAGGCUAUAAUCCGUCACCAGGAUCCCGUUGAAGUCGGCAGCAUUAACACCAUCGGCUUGCUUAUUCAGCUCGCUACUCAAUAUGGUCAGUUUGACCUUUCCCCCUCCUUGCUUUGCUGCGUUAAUUAUUCUUGUCUCUACUCUGGAGAUCUGGCCAUGUUAAUAUCGUAUCAUAAUAUAGACAACAUGGGCUACCGACCCGGGUACAUCCACCCCGAUACAGUCAAAGACGUCGUCUCUCACUACCCUCGUCGCAACUGGUCCAAGUGCUUCACGAAGAAGAUCAGAGAAGAAGUUACGAUAAAGCCGUGGUGCCAUACUACUGCCUCGGAAGAGAAGUUUCCCCAUGAUGUCGAACACAACGCCCUUAUGGAACCUUAUGAUUCCUUGCAUUAA
Penicillium lagena is the source of this 825-nucleotide messenger RNA. RefSeq names its product cyanamide hydratase. The transcript has 2 exons. NCBI's taxonomy places the organism in Eukaryota, Fungi, Ascomycota, Eurotiomycetes, Eurotiales, Aspergillaceae. The record is from RefSeq and is a predicted model, not a curated record. Bases 1 to 825 code for a protein of 274 amino acids.